AUGUCCGAAGAAGAAGAACAGCAAGAACAACUUCGACGACGUUUAGAAACCAAAGAGAUGGAACUUUUGGAAUUCGAACGGAUGUUACACACGCGAGAGAGGGAGUUUCGUUUGCAACAAGAGCUGAUCGAGUGUUUAGAGACGAGGAACCGAGAGUUGGAAGAGGAGAGGAGAGAGAUUUUAGGGGGAUCGUCGACGACUUUGGCGACUUUGAAAGGAGGAAACGACGAGGACAAAACCAAGACGGCGACGGUUGUGGAGGAGGAGGAGGAGGAAAAUUUGAGCUCGCCGGUGUACGACGCGGUGGCGUCCAUGUUCGGGAGGUUUACCGGGUUGGGAGGAACGACGACGACGACGACCGAUACCGCAGGAAACGCGAAAGUUUACGACGACGACGACGAGGACGAUUUUGAUGACGAAGUUCGCGAAAGAGGAGAACAAGAAGGCAUCGUGAACAUCGUCGUGAGCGAGGACGAAAACAACAAGAGCGGAGGACCGUCAUCAUCGAGGGUGAGUUUUGUCCCGGGUUUGGUGAGCGUAAAGGAUAAGAGAAGAUUGAUGUUUGCGGUGGUGGACGCGGAGAUUGACGCGACGCAGUUUGUUGGGUUGAGGAGGAUGAGUAAAGAAGAGAAGGAGAGAAUGACGACGACGACGACGACGACGAGCGGGAGUAGUAACGGCGAGAAACAACGCAACAGGCAUUUGAAAACGUUGGCGCAAUAUUUGAUGCAUCGAAGCGCGUCGCAGGAGAAUUUAGGAACGAUGACGACGACGAAUAGUGGUAGUAAUAGUAAAAACAAUAAUAAUGCAAAUAAUAGCAACGAUGAAGGUGAAAAUUUAUCAUCUUCUUCUUCGAUGGAAAUGUACGAGAUUUUGUGGAAGGAGGACGGGGAGAUGAAACGGCUAGCGUUUGAAGCGAACGCGGAGGGGUUCAUUCACGUAUCAAAGAGGGUGCAAAAAUGGAGCGAAGAGGCGAAGAUUGCGAUCAACGCGAUGCCUGCCGACACGAUACCGUCGUCGAAUGACGUCGUCAUCGUUGCCGCCGCCAGCUCGGCAGUAGAAAAAGAAGAAGAAGGAGAAAAGCAAACGAAGAGAAUACUAGAACCGAUGCCGAAAAGCCAAGUGUCGCAACAACCGGAACUGGUUGGGUACGCGGUGAAAAAUGCGCCAAUUAUCGACCAGAUGAUUCAAUCGUGUUUGAUCAGCGCGUUACCGUCCCGAUUUCGUCGGUCCGCGUGGACGUUGAAAUACUCCUCCAAACGCGACGGCAUUUCUUUACACUCGCUAUAUCGCGCCGUUCGACAUUCGCCCGCGACUGUUUUGGCGGUGAGAGAUACCAACGGGUACUGUUUCGGCGCGUUUUCCACCGAAGUCUGGUCGACGCAAAACGCCAACAGAUAUUUCGGUACCGGGGAAUCCUUCGUUUUUGCCAUCGAAAAAGACGGCGACGAUACGGUCACGUGCUUUAGUUGGUCCGGGAAAAACGAUUACUUUCAAAUCGCGAAAUCGGAAAGUUUAGGCGUCGGGGGAGGAAGUAAUUACGCGUUGUGGAUCGAUGAAGAUUUCACCCGAGGUAUUAGUGGCAGUUAUUGCGAAACGUACAAUUCGGAGUGUUUGGCGAGCGGGGAAGACUUUGACGUUUUGAACGUAGAAAUUUACGGCAUCGAUUAG
Molecule: messenger RNA, 1671 nt
Organism: Bathycoccus prasinos
Lineage: Eukaryota; Viridiplantae; Chlorophyta; Mamiellophyceae; Mamiellales; Bathycoccaceae
Exons: 1
Coding region: 1-1671 (556 amino acids)
Source: RefSeq, a predicted model, not a curated record